This is a messenger RNA of Neoarius graeffei (lesser salmon catfish), 2148 nucleotides long. RefSeq names its product T-box transcription factor 5b (gene tbx5b). Gene Ontology annotation, cellular component: nucleus. Lineage: Eukaryota; Metazoa; Chordata; Actinopteri; Siluriformes; Ariidae. The transcript has 7 exons. Gene Ontology annotation, molecular function: RNA polymerase II cis-regulatory region sequence-specific DNA binding; DNA-binding transcription factor activity, RNA polymerase II-specific. Bases 1 to 1107 code for a protein of 368 amino acids. The record is from RefSeq and is a predicted model, not a curated record. Gene Ontology annotation, biological process: positive regulation of DNA-templated transcription; cell fate specification; regulation of transcription by RNA polymerase II.
AUGCAUGGCGGUGUGCAGGUCAUUGAGGGCAUCAGAGUUCACCUGCACGAGCGCGAGCUGUGGAGGAAGUUUCAUGACGUCACCACGGAAAUGAUCAUCACCAAAGCGGGCCGACGAAUGUUCCCGAGUUACAAAGUGAAGGUCACGGGUUUGAACCCCAGAGCCAAAUACAUCCUGCUGAUGGACAUCGUGUCUGCUGAUGAGCACCGCUACAAAUACGCAGAUAACAAAUGGUCAGUGAGUGGGAAGGCGGAUCCAGCUAUUCCAGGUCGAUUGUAUGUUCAUCCCGACUCUCCGGCACCUGGAGCUCACUGGACCAAACAACUUGUCUCCUUCCAGAAACUCAAACUGACCAACAACCACCUGGACACCUUCGGCCAUAUCAUAUUAAACUCUAUGCAUAAAUACCAGCCACGACUGCACAUAGUGAAGGCUGAUGAGAAGAACAGCUUUGGCUCCAGCAACACGGCGUUCUACACACACUCGUUCCCCGAGACCAUUUUUAUCGCCGUCACGUCCUACCAGAACCACACGAUCACUCAGUUGAAGAUUGAGAACAAUCCGUUUGCAAAGGGUUUCCGUGGUAACGAUGACAUCGAUAUCCACCGAAUAUCUUGUGCACAGAGUAAGGAAUUCCCACUGGUACCAAGAACGACAGUUCACCCAAGAGUCAGUUUAGCCACACCCUACACACUUAACCCCGCCCUCACAUCUGACUAUACCAGCUCAGAGCCUCCAGGAGAACACACUCCUGCAUCAGAAGACAACUGUUUCACCAAAACGGACUCUUCCUCUCACCUCUUGACUUACCAGAUGGGGUUUGGGUCGAGAAACAGAGCCCCCUACAGCGCGGAUUCAGUGCAGCAUCAGCCGUGUAUGUACACCAACGUUCAGUGGGAAUCUUACACUGAGUGCCCAGCGUAUACAACAUUCACUUCCUCUCGGGAAGUGGGUGGAGCUUCAUACUCCCCACCUGAACUUUCCCAGGAUGUCUACCCACAAUACACCUGUGAAGCAGGUGUGCAGUCGCAUUGCCUGAUGGCUGAUUACGCUCUGUACAGCGAGCAGGAGCAGAGUCACAGCGUGAGCAGCAGAGUGGGGUGGUAACUAACAGAGCUCCGCCCUCUGACGUGUCAGUCUCAGACUUUUGUCUUGUUCGUGACAUAAAAUUUCAGACCUGAUGUUUUUAUCUAGAACAAACAAGUUAAUACGCAACAACUUGGAGCAAUUUCAGGCAACUGAGAGGUAUAGAAGCCACGCCUCCUUUUCCAUAAGUGACAGAAACACAGGCCACACCUACUUCUCUGGAAGUAACAGACACAGAACCCAUCCCACCUUCCCUGUGACUGACGAGCACAUGCCUAAGGUUGUGCCCGGGAUAACAGAUUUAAAGGCCACACCUCUUUGCUGAGACUGACACGCCCAUAGGCCACACCUCCAUCUCUGGAACAUGUCCAGAGGCCACACCUCCUUCCUUGUAAAUGCCAAUAGGACGUUCCUCCUUCACUAAGGCUGACAGCCCUAGAGGUCACGCCUCCUUCAAGAAGAGUGACAGCUACAGAGACCAUGCCUCCAGAAUGUAAAGAUCAUACUUCUAAAAUUCUUGUUGACACACAAAACUAGCAAACGGGUUAGCAAGAGGAAUUCUGGGUAAUACACACAUCGGUGUCUGUUAUGGAGAGAGACAAAGAGUAAAAAAUUAGUCAAUCACGGAAAAAUGAUUCGGGUCUGAAGUAAAUGAUUCAGCAAUUAAUUACUGAAUCACUGAAUCAGAUAAAUGAUUCCAGCAACGAAUCUCUGAAUCAAAGACAAAUGAGUCCACAUUCUGAAACUCAGUGAUAAAUGACAGAGCAAUAAAUCACUGAAUCAUCGACAAAUGCCAUAAUUUCUGAUAAGCUCAUCUAUUAAUUACUGAAUCACUGGUAAAUGGAUCUUUAAUGAAUCUUUUAAUGACAGAGAAAUGAAGCUAUAAAUCAAAGACAAAUGAUUCCACGUUCUGAAAUAAAUCAUGACAUGACAGGUUGAAUCAAAAGUGUGUGUGUAAAAUGUCUGCGACAAUAAUCGACGAAGCGGAUAAACCAAAUGAUUCUGAAUCACUGAGUCUUUUUAUUGUGUCGUUUUGAUUUGAACUAUUUAAUUCACUAACUC